Messenger RNA from Sphenostylis stenocarpa, 177 nucleotides. The record is from the annotation of a GenBank genome assembly. NCBI's taxonomy places the organism in Eukaryota, Viridiplantae, Streptophyta, Magnoliopsida, Fabales, Fabaceae.
AUGGGUGAUGGCAUUUGUCUAAGAUCCUCAGGAGGCGAGCUUGGGCCUGAUGGUUUUUUUGACAUUGUCUCAACACUCAAAGCCUUCCCAGAGGCAUUCCAGCGAGAGCUAGAGAAUGAGAAAAUACGUCGAGAGCGAGGGAAACCAAGAAUUGGAGAAGGAAGUGAGGUUGCGUGA